UGUCACUAUCGCCUGGUCUCCUUGAAGGGAUCCACAUCGUCCAUGUUACUCUUUGAGAAUCAGACAAAUCCUGUCCUACUUGUCCAGACAGACCACAACAAGUACAAAGUCAAGUGGCAGUGGAAAUCCACACAACUGUGCUUCCAUCCAGCUACAUAGGAAGUGAAGCGACACACGACUGUGUUCAGGCCAGACGGUGUCAAUGGUAUCUGUUGCUGAGCUUUACUAGCGGAACUAUAUAGUGACUACUGUUGAAUGGACUAGGAACAAAAACUGAUUCCAAUAUUGUUUGUUUCAUGUGACAGAAAGAUUAGGCGGAAGUGAAUCAUACAGAAUCAUGGGUGGAAGAUCUACAAGAUAAACAUCAACCUUCGCAGCAGCCAGCACCUGCUCUGCUGUUCCCAGUUGACGACGACGGCGGCGGGGGCGACGACGAAGAAUGGCGCGAUGACCUAUGGGCGGAGAUUCGGUUACUUUGAGAGGGUGGCAGGGGCAUUCUGUGGAGUUGGACUAGGAAUCACAAUCCUAUGUGGGCUUGGCUUGUCCUGUGUGGGCAGACAUGGCGUCUCGGCUGCCACCGAUUUCGCCUCCGCCUGUCAUACGUCCUACUAUAAUACUCCCGAGUGUAUAGACCACCCGGACGGCUAUGGAUGCGAGUGUGGCUCCGGCUUCCACUGGAACACAGAGAAGUGCAUGUCUACUGCCAUAGACUCGCGCCUGGAAUUCAAGGAGAAACGGCCAAAGCGAUACACGCUGUUACUAGGGAAAGGUUUCCCACAGGUGAAGGCUUUUACCAUAGUGUAUUGGAUUCGUCUGAGUAAGAACCAUUCCUCCACCGAUAAUGGCACCAUUCUCUCCUACAAACAGGGCACCACCCUCGAUAUCAUACAGAUGGGAGUCGACCACAGACUCUGGUUUCGCCUCUUUGACCGAGUGAAAUAUACCAGGAUCAUUCUUCCUGCCGGCGAGUGGGCCCACGUGGCUUGGACAUGGAACGGGAAGGAUGGUUCAUGGAAACUGUACUGGAAUACAAAAGAGGUCAACAGUGGCCGGCGAAGCGCGUUCCGGAAGCCUGUGCCCGGGGGAGGGGAGUUUGUAUUAGGCCAGGCGUCUCGAGAGGCCUUCGAUUUUGACUCAAGUGUGGCAUUCAUGGGUGACCUUGCCCAUCUGCAUGUGUGGGACUUUGUCAUGAGUCAUGAUGACAUCGUCUGGCUGAAUACCUCCUGUACAUUUAUGUAUUGCGGGAACGUCGCGCAGUGGGCUGACUUCCGGAGUGGAACACGAGGUGCCAUGCGCAUGAGAUGGCCUUCCGGUAUUCUAAAAGAGAAAUGUAAAACAGCUGAAGAGGAGGCGGUCACGUGUAACAAGCACUGCAGUUUAACUAUAGGUGCACAAUGCAACAAGGUCAUUGUUGAAAACAUCGUUUGGGAACGGACGAAAGCUGUCAAUUAUCUCAACGUGUCAUGUCCUGGCCAGGAACACAUGGAGGCUACCAACGACACAGUGGAAAACGCCACCAGACUAUGUGACCAGACCAAACAGAAUGACGGGAUAUGGGGAAAGCCUUUCAUAGACAAGUGUAUCUCCAAGGACCUGAUGGAAAUCAAAGACAAAGUUAAGAGAGCUUUUAAAGGAGCAGACUUGAACGAAAGCAUUGUCUUCUACCUGGCGGAAUUAUUGCUAAACCACACCAUAAACAAUGUGUACACAAACCCCAUAGACGUUGCCACGGUCAUAGACCUGCUGGCUCUCGUGGUGGAUACUCAGGACGAGGUUGCUAUUCUCCAAGAGAAGAAAUGGAGAGAAGGACGGAAUCUGUAUGCUCAAACUGUAAAUGUUGUCAGAACAAAGGAAGAAACGAAAAACUUUACAGAGGUAAUCAUUCGGACGGUUGACAACCUGUUGUCACGAAGAAAUGACGUAGGCUGGAACGCUACCAAACCGGCCGGUGUGGAGGGUGACAAUCUGCUCAGCGCUCUGGAGGCAUUCGCUAGGACCGUGGCCAAGACCAUACAGUACAAUAUCCAUAUAGGCACGGUAGAUGUCAACGACGCCUCCAUUUUCGAGGCCAGAGGCAACAUCGAAUUUAAAGUUGACGUGCAAGAAUCGAGUCUAUUUCGGGGAUAUACCUACCCUUCCAGUCUUGACAAGAAAAUGAUGGAAACCCCCAACAAUAUUGGAGAGAUACGGUUACCAGAUAUUUUAAAGACGCAGAACGCUUCGUCUAUACCUGGCUUUAUUUUGACUGCCAGUUUUCGCUUCAAACAUCUUGCCAUGUACCUGCCAAAUCACGAUCUCUUAACGAAAAGUAAGGAGGACAAUGUGAACACUCCUAUAAUUGCCCUGUAUGUGUUUGCCGGCGAGGCCCCCUUCGUCCACAAUCUGUCAUCCCCUAUAGUGUUCAAACUACCAUUCCUUGACACAUUCAACAUAUCAAAUCCGGAAUGUGUUCGUAUUAGACACAAUUCAAUAUCCGCUGAGUGGCGCUGGCUGCGAAAUGAUUGUCAUCUCAUUUGGCAGGACGGUAUCUCGGCCCUUUGUGGCUGUUCCAUCCCUGGUGUCUACGCCAUUACUACAGACAUGUACAACGACCACUGGGACAAGGGAGAAAAACGUCCAAUACUGAUGAAUGCCGCGUCCUACAUUGGUUGUGCACUGUCCGCCCUAUUGUGCCUUGCGACGUUAGCUAUCCAUCUUUACUGCAAAACAUCGUCUGCCAUAGCUUCGCUUCAUAAAAAUCUAGCGUUAUCGAUUUUCUUCAGUCAGAUCGUAUUCAUGAUAGGAAUAGAUCGAUAUGAAAAUCAAGUCGUGUGCGAGGUGUUUGCUGUCCUAAUCCACUAUUUCGUACUUUCAACAUAUUCUUGGUUGAUGAACGAAACUUUUAACCUAUAUACCACAGUGACAUACUCUGCACAUGCGCAACAUCAAGACCUCUCAGAUUCCGGCUCUUUCCUGCGCUACACAUUUUUAGGAUGGAUCCUUCCAGGCGUGUUUGUUGGUGCUUUUGUUGGAUCGCAAGGUGAAACGUACUACGCUAAAGAUAUGUGUUGGAUCGCAUGGGACAACCUGUGGUUAUUUGUCGGGCCGACACUUGGUAUAGUUACGGUGGCAAUCAUGGUUUUGAUAUUAACAGCGAAGGAACACAACGAAAACUCGUAUACUAAAAGUGAAAAAACCAACAAAGUUCUCACAAUACAAAUGAAAGGGAUGUGGACACAGAUUAUACUGGUCACAGUUAACUGGUCCUUCGCCUUCCUGUCCCUUAAGAUGCACGACUCGAUUAUCAAGUACCUCUACGCUCUGAUGAAUGUUUUACAGGCGAUGUUUUUCACGGUGUUUAACCUUCUUCAUGAAGAGAUUCGAAAUGUACUGAAGGCUAAUGAGAAACUUAAGACAUUAUCAACUCCGGGAAUUGAUCCAGAAGUAGACGAACGCUCCAUCGACUCAUUGGCGUCAACACCUCUAGUGGAAAAGGACAUUAAAGAAGCACUGCCUUUGGAGAAAAAGCGCAUGGGUAGAGAUCGUACUCGUGAAAGAAAAUCCCAGAUCGAGGCUAGUAGUGAGGAAGAGAUCGAGCGGGAAGGAUCGGACUGUGAAAUGAUUACUAGCCUAUGAGCUCCGGUGCUGAAUAUCACAGGAACAUUUGUGUACUGACUAUAAUACUAAAGCAUGAAUGAUCAAUACAAUAUAAAUGCCAGUCCAAUGUAUGAGAACUGACGUGUGUAACUUGGCCAGUGGUAUCUCAUAUAUUAUUAACUGAUACACGACCAGAACAAUAAUAAGUGAGAUAAACUCGCUAAUUGCCUGUCUGUUUCAGCUUAAAUCAUUUAGGGAAUCACUAUAACCUCGUCUUCAUGUACAAAUUGUUUAUAUAUUUUAAAAUGUUUCAUUACGUGACAUUAAGUGUAUACCACGUGACAUGUAUGUUUCAUUUGGUACAAUCGUUGACGUAUAACCUCCGCGGUGAUGUAUAAACCGUAUUAAAACAUUGAGUGUUUUAAACUCAUACCCCAGUAUCCACAGCACACAUCCUGCCAAAUACAAUUUGUAUAUGUACGAUUAUUACUUCCUAGGUAAACGUAGUGUUUAAUAUUCUAGUCGACUUGAGUAAACUGUGGCGGUCAAAUCCUAAAGAUCACUUGGUACUGUUUCUGUUUCGAAACAACAUUGAUAAGGUUUUAUACACUUUGUAUACAUACAUAUAUGUAUACAUCAAUUAAUAGUGUUGAGAUAUUGAGAUUGAUACAGACACGAAUGUAAGUAUUAGACAUAAAUAAUUGUGUAGUAUAUGUUUGAGAAUAGAUCUAUAUUUAGCAGAUACAGAAUAAGUAAUUAUUAGUACGAAUGGGAAUGGAGCUAGCUAUUUAUCAACUAUUGAUGUCUAUACCGGACGCUGUAGAAGAAUUGUGUAUGUCAGAGUGUGACCGGCGUGGCUGUGGACGCUGUUCUAGGUAGACACACAGUCCACUAGGUAGAGAUGUUCUACUAGGUAGACUGUCCUAGGUAUACAGUACACCAGGUAGACUAUCCUAGGUAUACAGUACACUAGGUAGACUGUCCUAGGUAUACAGUACACUAGGUAGACUGUCCUAGGUAUACAGUACACUAGGUAGACUGUCCUAGGUACACAGUACACUAGGUAGACUGUCCUAGGUAUACAGUACACUAGGUAGACUGUCCUAGGUAUACAGUACACUAGGUAGACUGUCCUAGGUACAAAGUUCACUAGGUAGACUGUCCUAGGUACACAGUACACUAGGUAGACUGUCCUAGGUAUACAGUACACUAGGUAGACUGUCCUAGGUACACAGUACACUAGGUAGACUGUCCUAGGUAUACAGUACACUAGGUAGACUGUCCUAGGUAUACAGUACACUAGGUAGACUGUCCUAGGUAUACAGUACACUAGGUAGACUGUCCUAGGUACAAAGUUCACUAGGUAGACUGUCCUAGGUACACAGUACAUUAGGUAGACUGUCCUAGGUAUACAGUACACUAGGUAGACUGUCCUAGGUAUACAGUACACCAGGUAGACUGUCCUAGGUAUACAGUACACUAGGUAGACUGUCCUAGGUACACAGUACACUAGGUAGACUGUCCUAGGUACACAGUACACUAGGUAGACUGUCCUAGGUACACAGUACACUAGGUAGACUAUCUUAGGUACACAGUUCACUAGGUAGACAGUGCCCUAGUGAGAUACACAGUGUCAUGGGUAGGCGUUUGCCCUAGCUAGGAAUACAGUGUAUCCUUGGUAGGCGUUGCCCUAGUUAGGUACACAAGGCACAGACAGUAGACGGCGCUCCAACCAAUAUACAAUGCGCUAGGUACGUACAAAGUAUCGUCAGUAGACAAUGAUCGAACCAAUAUACAAUGCGCUAGGUACGUACACAGUAUCGUCAGUAGACAAUGCUCUAACUAGUAGACAUCGCGCUUGGUACGUACACAGUAUCGUCAGUAGACAAUGAUCGAACCAAUAUACAUUGCACUAGGUACGUACACAGUAUCGUCAGUAGACAAUGCUUUAACUAGUAGACAUCGCGCUAGGUACGUACACAGUAUCGUCAGUAGACAAUGAUCGAACCAAUAUACAAUGCGCUAGGUACGUACACAGUAUCGUCAGUAGAUAUUGCACUAGGUACAUACACAGUAUCGUCAGUAGACAAUGCUCUAACUAGUAGACAUCGCGCUUGGUAAGUACACAGUAUCGUCAGUAGACAAUGAUCGAACCAAUAUACAUUGCACUAGGUACGUACACAGUAUCGUCAGUAGAUAUUGCACUAGGUACGUACACAGUAUCGUCAGUAGACAAUGCUCUAACCAGUAGACAUCGCGCUUGGUACGUACACAGUAUCGUCAGUAGACAAUGCUCUAACCAGUAGACAUUGUGCUUGGUACGUACACAGUAUCGUCAGUAGACAUUGCACUAGGUACGUACACAGUAUCGUCAGUAGAUAAUGUUCUAACCAGUAGACAUUAGACACUAGAUAGAUACCUGCUUAGUGUAACAUUAACACAAGUGUCAAUUGAUCUCCAUAUAAACAGCUUUAUAUAUAUAUUAUUGAUUUGUGUAUAUGCUUUACACAAGGGAGAAGAUGUUUAUCUCGUGUAAACAUUAUAUUAUGUAUCCAAGUGAGCGUGUUAUACACAGUAAAAGUUCUCAUCGGUGCCUUCAAUAUACCUAGAGGUACUUUAUACAGGUAACAGUCACCAUAAGUAACAAGGAAUAAAAAAUACGCUCUGUACAAUGUAUUUGUGACUUUAAGGUAAUAUUACUUUUAUUUAGCUCUUGCGAGGAACCAACAGGUCACCAGGUACUGACCGUAGGCCGGUGGUUUUUCUCCGGGUACUAUCCAACUUCAAAACCUGGCACGUCUUUAAAUGACCCUGGCUGUUGAUAGGACGUUAAACAAAAACAAACCAAACCAACAGGUCAUGCCUAGUGGUUUCCCCAGGGCGAGGUCGACACUAACGGGGAUGACUAUCAAUAUCUUGCGUAGCUUGUACAGAGGACUUCGGGUACAUAAACCCCCGAACUAUUGGAUGCUGAAUGUAUCUUAAUGAUCUGACAUAUUGUGUUAUCAUUCGUUAAGAUCUAAUAUCAUUUUCUUCCACGUCAAACAGUUAUACAAAUAAUGCUGAAAUGGUACGAAAUGCCAAACAUUAUGUAGAUUUGUAGCUGGUACUGACUGAACGAGAAGCAACUAUCAGCCAGUGACACUACGACACCUGUAAUUGAAACACCAAUGAAGUAUUGUGUCGUAAAUUUAGUUAAAAUGUCAUUGCAGCCUGUUUUAUCGACCAAGGUAAUUAAGACAUGCAUGUGAUUGUUAGGGUGCGUCAUCCUCCAGUGUUGUACCACGAGUAGUGUGUUUUAAGUGUGUGUUAUUGUGUGGGGAAAUGGAUGUGAGUGUGUGGGAAGAUGUAGGUGUGGAAGGUGUUAAUCAUGAGAGGGUAUUAAGGUGUGAGUGGGAGAGCGCUAUAAUGGGUGGUCAUUGGAAGUGUUAAUAUACAGGUGCCAGUGAAAUUCAUUCGUGGAAACAUAGACAUGUAAAUAGUUGCUUGUGUCGGCUCUACGUAUAUAUGUGUUAAUAGUUAAACUGAUUGAUAGGUCUGAAAUUAUCUAAUUGAAUGCUCCACGUCGGGGGAUCUUACAAAUAUUGACGUCGCUAACAAAGUCCUAACAAAUACAUGUCAUAUUGUGUGCUUUUUCGAUCGUUUCGUUGUGACCAUUAUCAUCAUGUAUGCUAUGUUAUUAGAAUAAUUGUAUAAAAUAAACAGUUGUGCAUUUUUA
Pecten maximus is the source of this 7294-nucleotide messenger RNA. RefSeq names its product cadherin EGF LAG seven-pass G-type receptor 1-like. Gene Ontology annotation, molecular function: G protein-coupled receptor activity. The transcript is spliced from 27 exons. The coding region runs from base 448 to 3615 and encodes 1055 amino acids. Gene Ontology annotation, cellular component: membrane. The record is from RefSeq and is a predicted model, not a curated record. Gene Ontology annotation, biological process: cell surface receptor signaling pathway; adenylate cyclase-activating G protein-coupled receptor signaling pathway. Lineage: Eukaryota; Metazoa; Mollusca; Bivalvia; Pectinida; Pectinidae.